Theobroma umbraticum is the source of this 1899-nucleotide messenger RNA. It is a transcript of the gene CYP97B3, whose product is annotated as cytochrome P450, family 97, subfamily B, polypeptide 3. Gene Ontology annotation, cellular component: chloroplast. Gene Ontology annotation, molecular function: heme binding; oxidoreductase activity, acting on paired donors, with incorporation or reduction of molecular oxygen; monooxygenase activity. NCBI's taxonomy places the organism in Eukaryota, Viridiplantae, Streptophyta, Magnoliopsida, Malvales, Malvaceae. The record is from RefSeq and is a predicted model, not a curated record.
AGACGUCGGACAAACACCUGAUGGCCCCCUAAAGUGGAGUGGGCACUUACUGCUGCUAGUGGAAGAGGUUAGGCUUGGGCAUAUCCCCACACGCCAAUACAAACCCAUAUCUCAUCUCUAAAACUCCUCAACCAAACCAAAACCCAACUAGCAAUGGCAGCAACUGCCAACGCUUCAUUCCUGCAGCUAUCCUCUACUGCCGUUUAUGGCAGUUUCCGAACUAGUGAUUUCACGUUUUUGGGUGUCUCAAAGCCUCCUUCAUUUCCCUACCAAAAACUAACAACCUCUGCUGCCAUCAGAUGUCAGUCCACCAGUACCGAUGAACCAAAAGCUAAAAGGAAUCUCUUGGAUAAUGCAAGCAACCUUCUUACUAAUUUCCUAAGUGGGGGAAGUCUUGGUUCUAUGCCUGUAGCUGAAGGUGCUGUUUCUGAUUUGUUUCGUCAACCUCUCUUCUUCUCUUUGUAUGAUUGGUUUUUAGAGCAUGGCUCUGUAUAUAAACUUGCUUUUGGGCCAAAAGCUUUUGUUGUUGUAUCAGAUCCUAUUGUUGCAAGGCAUAUUCUUCGAGAAAAUGCAUUUUCCUUCGACAAGGGAGUUCUUGCUGAUAUACUAGAACCAAUAAUGGGCAAAGGACUUAUACCUGCCGACCUUGACACAUGGAAACAAAGGAGAAGAGUUAUUGCUCCUGGGUUCCAUGCAUUAUACUUGGAAGCUAUGGUCAAAGUAUUCACUGAUUGUUCAGAACGAACAACACUGAAAUUUGAAAAGCUUCUAGAUGGAGAGCAUUCACGUGGAGGAGAGGCAAUUGAGUUGGACCUUGAAGCAGAAUUUUCAAGCUUAGCUCUUGAUAUUAUUGGACUUGGUGUCUUCAACUAUGACUUUGGUUCCAUUACAAAAGAGUCUCCUGUGAUUAAGGCAGUAUAUGGUACUCUUUUUGAAGCUGAGCAUAGAUCCACUUUCUACAUUCCGUACUGGAAAAUUCCUCUGGCAAGGUGGGUUGUCCCUAGGCAACGGAAGUUCCAGUAUGACCUUAAAAUAAUUAAUGACUGUCUUGAUGGACUCAUCAGAAAUGCAAAAGAGAGCAGAGAGGUUCGAAAUUUAAUCCAUAAAUGAGCAUCACUCUAAUAUUUAUUCAUUUUUAUAGAAUUCUUUUCCCAACUUCAUUUUCUAUCAGUUUCUUAUUCGUUGUUGAUUUUACUUAACGAAAACCAUGCUUAUAUCUUAAUGAGUUUGACUUUUCUAAUUGUUUUCAAAUAACCAUUGUUUGGAGAAUAUUAUGAGAGUGUUGCUUUAUCUUUCUUGUGCUAUGUGUAUGAGAAAAUUAGGAUUGAUCACAAAAUUAUGGCAGGAGUUUUCACUCAGCCCUGAAGUUUUCCUUCUAGUGCAAAUACAAGCAGUGGAUUAUUUUUCCUAAUGUCUCGAGAAUAGGAAAGUAACACUCAUAAAACAAAAUUCUUAUAGGGAUCUCAUGCAUUGGGCCUUUAGAACUCACAAUGACUGAAAUUUUAAAGUGAAGUUGGUUGACAUUGAAAACAUAGAAUGUUCAUCAUACUGGGCAAAAUCAUGUGUUAUGUCUACUGUGAAGAUUAAGGUUCUGUUGAUACUUUUGUUAUUUGUCUUUUGUUUUCAAUUCAUAUUUUAUCUUUUACUUUUUGCUUUCUAUUCAUUUUUGUAAAAAGGCCACAUAGCAAAAGCAUCAAUUAAACGGAGCCUAAAUAAGUUGAAAAUUAACUUUAAGCAACUUUGUUUGAUGUAAUUUCUGUGACACAAAACAGUCUCAAAGAAUAUGAUCCUUUUCAUUACUAGAAAGAAAAUGAAAGUGUAGCACAGAGUAACCUCAAGUCCCACCUGAAAGCCAGGUACAAUAAAUUCAAGUUGAUGGGUCACCCUCAGCUUUUUUUU